Messenger RNA from Cicer arietinum (chickpea), 2232 nucleotides. RefSeq lists its product as uncharacterized. Lineage: Eukaryota; Viridiplantae; Streptophyta; Magnoliopsida; Fabales; Fabaceae. Gene Ontology annotation, molecular function: protein binding. The record is from RefSeq and is a predicted model, not a curated record.
CAAAUAUCUUAUCUUUUCUAUAUUUUUCCUCUGGACAUCAAAACACACAUGUCCUUAAACACUGCUACACUGCACAAAUUGUAACCUACUCGUGUCGUGUCUUUCACGUUUGUGCCACUUCUUCCAUUUUCAACACUUCCUCGAUUCACAAGGUGAUUGAGGUUAACAAAUACCAAUUUAAAGCUGAAGAAUAUGGUUAAACCUGAUUAUGAUGACACUGUUUCUGGAACUAGCAGCAGAAACCAAUUAAGAAAUGCCAACAUGAAGAAAGGAAAAGGACUAUUUCAAUCAAGAACUGAUAAGGGGAGUCAUUCUGACAGCAACAAUCAAAUGAAUGGAAUUGCAAAGGAUGAUAAUUCAGGAAGUCAACUGACCUGCACUUUCUGCAUAUGCAAAAAAAGUUGCCGAGUUGUACGGUCAAGAUCAAAAUUAAUGAAUAUUCUGAUUGAAUGCGGAAAACCACAGGCAGCUAAUGUGAUUUUUGAUAAAUUGAGUGAAGAAGGGCACCAGCCAUCUUUAAUAACAUACACAUCCUUGCUAAAAGCCUUGACCAUUCAGAGGUGCUUCAAAUCUAUACGUUCCAUUGUCUCACAAGUGGAAGAAAAACAAAUGAGUCCCGACUCAAUAUUUUAUAAUGCUGCUGUAAAUGCGUUCGCUGAAUCUGGAAACAUGGAAGAUGCAAACAAAACUGUUAAGAAAAUGAAAGAUAGUGGACUAACAGUUAGCACUGGCACUUAUAACACAUUGAUAAAAGGGUAUGGGAUUGUAGGUAAGCCUGAAGAAUCAAUGAAGUUGCUAAAGCUUAUGUCAACAAAUGGAAAUUCGAAACCAGAUCUCAGGACAUACAAUAUGCUUAUCAGAGCAUUGUGUAAAUCGGGGAACAUGUCUGAGGCAUGGAAUAUGGUGUGUAAUAUGUCUGCUUCUGGAAUGCUACCUGAUGCUUUUACUUUUAACACUGUGGCAAUGGCUUAUGCUAAUAAUAGUGAGACUUCUGAGGCUGAAGCAAUGGUUUUAGAGAUGCAGAGGAAAGGUUUCGAACCAAAUGCAAGAACUUUCACUGGUGUUAUAACUGGAUAUUGUAAAGAACGUAAAAUUAAGGAAGCCCUACAGUUCAUAUACAGAAUAAAGGAUUUGGGGAUGCGGCCAAAUCUUAUUAUGUUUAAUGCACUGGUUAAUGGUUUUGUGGAUAAGAUGGAUAGAGAUGGUGUUGACGAGGUGCUGAGGUUGAUGGAAGAAUUUCAAAUCGAACCAGAUGUGGUAACAUACAGCACUAUAAUGAAUGCAUGGAGCCAAGCUGGAUUUCUGGAGAAAUGCAAGGAAAUCUACAAUAACAUGUUGAAAUCUGGUGUAAUGCCAGAUGUGCAUACUUACAGUAUUCUCGCUAAAGGUUACGUGCGAGCACAAGAAACACAAAAAGCCGAAGAACUGCUUAAUGACAUGAUUGUAUCACGUGUCCAUCCGAACGUUGUUAUAUUUACAAAUGUCAUAAGUGGAUGGGGCAGUGCUGGCAGAAUGGACAAUGCUAUGAAGGUCUUCGACAAGAUGUGUGAAUUAGGGGUUUCUCCAAAUGUAAAGACUUUUGAGGCACUUAUCUGGGGAUAUGCAGAAUCAAAACAGCCAUGGAAAUCCGAAGAAAUACUCCAAUUAAUGGAAGAUUUUCAUGUUCAACCUGAGAAGUCCACAAUUUCGCUUGUUUCGAAAGCUUGGCGUUUAUCUGGAUUAACCAAAGAGUCAAAUACUUUACCGAGAACUUCAAGAACCAAUCAAAUGAUCAAUUUUAUAGAGGAAGAUGAAAGUACAGCUACAAGCUCAGAGAUAUUUUACCAAAAGCCACACAGUGCUUCUUUAAGUAGUCUCUUGCAGCCUCCGUCGGUAGGUUCGACUUAUAAAAAAGGUACAAGUUUAGCAGCUAGAAGAAAUACAUUGAUCACAAAUAAAUUCAAGUGUCAUUCUCAAGUUUGUAGAUUUGGUGAAGGGUUUUCCAUCAUGUGUUACAAACAGUUUCAAGGUCAGCAGCAUGGUACAUACCAACUUGCAAAUUCAUGUUCAUCUGUAUUUCUAAACUAAAAGGGUUUGAGAGGUGAAGUGUGGAAUCACUUUUUGAUGUAGCUCAACGAAAACUUUUCAUGUUUUAUAAAACCUAAGUACUCCUUACAUUUUCACGUCAUCAAAUAUUUAAAAGACUUGUAUGUUAUUCUUUGCAACUUUCAAUAUCUCUAGCUGUUACAUUCC